AUGAGUUCAGAAAACUCAGAUUCGGGCCCUGGGCUGACGCUGUCUUUGGUGGCUCAAUUCGAUGAUAUAAAUCGGUUGAACGGAAUCCUAAACGACGGGGCGGCUGAAGAAUGUUUCCUUGCCUUUCUAAAACAAAUGGAAUGGGUCCGUGGUCAGUGGGCAGCCGCAGAGAAAGAGGCAGCUCGGAUACAAACGGAACUGGAUGAGGCACUCCGCACUCUUGCCAAGUGGGAGGCCAAGUUUGCACAUGUGAGGAAGUUGCUGGACGGAGAGAAGAGGGAGAGGAACAUUGUGCUGAAGAAGUAUAAUGAACUGAGUAAACUUUUGGACAUGGCUAGAGACCUCCUCUUCAAUGAUAACCGUGCGAAGCUGAAUGAUGAGACCCUGCAGAAACUCGCCUUCCUCAAUGGAACUGCUCAACAGGACCAUAAUGCUAAGCUCAAUUGCGUGCCGGAGCUUAAUUCUACAGGUACUCUACUAUCAGAGAUGUCAUACUCCCGAUCUGAGGAUGAUUUGGACCUCUCGAUUGCGUCGACUCGCCGUUCCUGGGUGGCGCGCGGCGGGUGGAACGCGCGUGAAAACGCACCCGUACCUAAGAAACGACGGUCUUCUACGUCUUCUGCUACUAAGACGGUAGAGCUACAAGGUGGUAAAGUGCUGGCCACUGCCACCACUACACUGACACUCGAGCGCGCGCCCACCAGCCAUGACCUGAAGCCGCCUAAUAACUUCCAACCGAUAUCAGAGAGCAGUGACGAGGCGCCCCCGCCGCGCAAGUCGUCGGCGCGCCUGUCCGGCAGGGUGCAGCACUAUGGCAAGGAGGACUGCACGCCCUCCGCGCCGCCGCGCACUGACACAGAGAGUGGGUCGGACACUCCCCGCGCGGUCCCGCAGCGCACUCCGUCCGUGGUGUCGGCCGGCUUCGGCGCCUCGCCGCGCGCUCGGCCGCGACAACAUAACUUCGUCGCCAAGAACUUCUACAAGAGGGAGACCUGUGGCCCGUGUGGGAAGACCAUAAAGUUCGCGAAGCUGGGCGUGAAGUGCGAGUCAUGUCGCGCGCAGACACACCCGGAGUGCCGCGCGCUGCUGCCGCUGCCGUGCGUGCCGCCCGGGCCCGCGCCGCGACGGCUCAACGCGCCGCAGGAGGGUUGUAUCUCAGACUACGCUCCGUCGACGCCGCCGAUGGUGCCUGCGUUACUGGUGCAUUGUAUCAACGAGGUGGAGAAGCGAGGACUCACUGAGAAAGGAAUAUACCGCAUCAGUGCUACUGAUAAAGAUGUUAAACGACUUAAGGAGCGUUUCCUCCGCGGCUGCGGGUCCCCGUCGCUGUGUGGCGAGGACGUGCACGUGCUGUGUGGCUGCAUCAAGGACUUCCUGCGCUCCCUGCGCGAGCCGCUCGUCACGUCGGCGCUGUGGGCAGACUUCAUGGACGCGGCCAAACUCGGCGAGCCCAGCGACGCCACGGCCGCCAUCGUCCAGGCCGUCAGUCAACUGCCGCAGCCUAAUAGAGACACUCUCGCCUUCCUCGUGCUGCACUUACAGAAAGUAGCAGAAAGUCCAGACUGUGAGAUGGGCAUCGACAACCUGGCGAAGAUAUUUGGUCCCACACUCAUUGGCUACGGCCUCAUGUCACAACCCACCGAGAUGUACAAUGCCACUGCGCAGAUGUUCAAUGUGAUGCAGUUACUGCUCCGCCUGCCAUGCGACUACUGGUCUCAGUGGGCGUGCCCCAACAACGACCCGGCCUCGCCCGUCGCCGGCACUCUGCCACGACCACGAGGAUUCUUCUUCUCACCCGCCGAUACUGGGCUCUUCCGUUAUCGUGACGUCACACAACCGCCUGCGAUGAACGUCUGUAAUAUAUAUUUUAUCCUUAGCAUUAUAUAG
Molecule: messenger RNA, 1887 nt
Organism: Spodoptera littoralis (African cotton leafworm)
Lineage: Eukaryota; Metazoa; Arthropoda; Insecta; Lepidoptera; Noctuidae
Source: the annotation of a GenBank genome assembly